Messenger RNA from Esox lucius (northern pike), 1059 nucleotides. It is a transcript of the gene parapinopsina, whose product is annotated as parapinopsin a. The coding region runs from base 22 to 1059 and encodes 345 amino acids. The transcript is spliced from 5 exons. Gene Ontology annotation, biological process: visual perception; G protein-coupled receptor signaling pathway. NCBI's taxonomy places the organism in Eukaryota, Metazoa, Chordata, Actinopteri, Esociformes, Esocidae. Gene Ontology annotation, molecular function: G protein-coupled receptor activity. Gene Ontology annotation, cellular component: photoreceptor outer segment; membrane. The record is from RefSeq and is a predicted model, not a curated record.
CAACCAGAAUACCAGUAUAGAAUGAAUCAAGACCUUCACCCUGGUCUUAAUGGAAACAUCUCUUCCUGGGGAUCAAUAAAUGAUGCAUUGCUCUCGAGGACAGGCUAUACCUUCCUUGCAGUGGUCAUUGGUGUGAUCUCAGUGGCCGGGGUUUUUCUGAAUGUCCUGGUCAUCGUGGUGACAUUGAGACACCGCCAGCUGCACCAGCCUCUGAACUAUGCCCUGGUCAACUUGGCAGUGGCUGACCUAGGCUGUGCUCUGUUUGGAGGACUGCCAACCAUGGUGACCAACGCUAUGGGCUUUUUCAGCCUAGGGAGGCUGGGUUGUGUUUUGGAGGGUUUUGCCGUGGCUUUUUUUGGUAUUGCUGCCCUGUCUUCGGUGGCACUGAUAGCAGUGGAACGCUAUAUGGUGGUGUGCCGACCACUGGGAGCUGUCAUGUUCAAGACCAGGCAUGCAGUGGCUGGUGUGGUCCUGUCCUGGGUGUGGUCGUUCAUUUGGAACACCCCGCCUCUAUUUGGAUGGGGCAGCUAUGAGCUGGAGGGGCUUUUGACCUCCUGUGCCCCCAACUGGUACAGCAGGGAACCAGCCAACAUGUCUUACAUCAUCCUAUACUUCCUGCUCUGCUUUGCUAUACCUUUCUCUAUUAUCGUGGUCUCCUAUGCGUACAUCAUAUUCACCCUACACCAGGUGUCGAAGUUGAAGGUGUUGGAGGGCGGCAGCACAACCCCUGUGGAGCUACAGGUGCUGCGCAUGGUUGUUGUCAUGGUAAUGGCCUUUCUGCUCUCCUGGUUGCCCUAUGCUUCCUUUGCCAUCUCUGUGAUCAUUAACCCUGGCCUCCAAAUCAACCCGAUCAUCGCGACUGUGCCAAUGUACCUUGCCAAGGGCAGCACUAUCUACAACCCCAUCAUCUAUGUGUUUAUGAACAGACAGUUCCGGAACUGUGCUGUUCCAUACGUGUUGUGUGGUCGGAAUCCCUGGGCCUCAGAACUCGAGGCCUCUGAAGUUGAGACCACUUUGUCCUAUGUCAGCAGCAAGAGUCCACGAGUCUCACCAGAAUGA